Molecule: messenger RNA, 486 nt
Organism: Folsomia candida
Lineage: Eukaryota; Metazoa; Arthropoda; Collembola; Entomobryomorpha; Isotomidae
Product: zinc finger protein 774-like
Exons: 1
Coding region: 1-486 (161 amino acids)
Source: RefSeq, a predicted model, not a curated record
AUGUUGGCGCAUGUACGGUCGCGUUGCACUAUUGCAAGGCAGACUGGACUCGCUGCAAAAUUCCAGGCCAACCAGGACGAGGCUUUGGCAAAGAAGAAGAGCUGGAAAGUGAUCCCGGGUGGGAUGGAUUGCACAGCGUGUGGAAAAAAGUGUACAAGCUUAGGUCAAUAUGAGGCACACUACCGCACUCAUGGGUCAGGGAAGUGUAAAUGCAGUAUCUGUGCGGUCGGAUUUGAACAUUCUUCAAGCCUUGGGAUGCAUCGGAAGGAGGCUCAUCCUGAAUUGUUGGUCGUGCAAUGUGUCCAAUGUGAGGAAAAGUUCCAGGACGAGACUAUGAUGAAAAAUCAUCUGAGGAAGGUUCACCGUUUGAAAAGAACUAUAAGACUCCCGGAGACUAAGGUAGGAGGAAGAGGAUGCGAAGACGAGGCCGAGGUAGUGGACUGUAAUACCAAUAAUGGUCAAGAUGUGGAUCCCUUAAUGUUUUAA